Molecule: messenger RNA, 17139 nt
Organism: Pieris macdunnoughi
Lineage: Eukaryota; Metazoa; Arthropoda; Insecta; Lepidoptera; Pieridae
Source: the annotation of a GenBank genome assembly
AUGGAAGCACCUGCCUUCCCAAGAACUGGAGUCCAGACGACCCGGGCAGCCCCCGGGAGCGAGGCCUGCAUUGCUUUACCCCUACCUAUAGGAACACCACCCUUCACAUACGAAUGGAGUCGUGCGGGAGCGACAUUGGAUGGCCGCUUCAGGACUUCAGUGGAUGCCGGUGGAGUGCGACUCACGGUCUCUUCAGCCCAAAUUGACGAUAGUGGCGUCUAUACCCUACAAGCAAGCAAUGCUGCCGGAAAGGACACGACUCGAGUUUCAUUGGAGGUCUCUCCGGAUGAGACACCUACAGGGGACGACCCUCCCACUUUCCUACGGCGACUUCAGGACCUCACUGUAAAGGUCGGGACCAGGACUAGGUUCCUUGUGGAAAUCUUAAGCUCCACUGAGUGCAGGGUGACAUGGUAUCGUAAUGAGCGUCGACUUCUGGAAGCGGAGAGGAUUGCUCUGGUACGCGACGGCAACUUCUGGUGCGCAGAUGUUGCGACAGUCACCGUAGACGAUGCUGGAAGGUGGACCUGCACUGCUGAAAACCUAGGAGGAAGAGCCAGCUGCUCUGCACAUCUCAAUGUAUUAGUGCCCAAGGCGUACAAACGUCCGGAGUUUGUAGAAGAACUACGCGCCAUACUCACAGAACAGGGAACAGUGUCGCUGGAGUGUAAAGUUAUUGGAGUGCCCACUCCUGUACUGAGGUGGUUUAAGGACAGUAGAGAAAUAAAAGCCGGUGACGUGUUUGCACUAACAGCCAAUGCCGAUGACCCUACCUCCCUUGGUACUUACACCUGCGAGGCAAUCAAUUGUAUGGGGAGGGCCUAUUCCUCAUCGAAGGUACAUGUCAUUGGACGCGCCAAGGAAGGAUCAGAUAAGUCAAGUUUUGGCGGCCUCACACCGGAUCCUCCGCCAAUAUUCACCAAGGAGCUUGAAGAUCAGUUUGUAAGAAUUUGCGAUCAUCUUUCACUGGGAUGUCAGAUAGUGGUGCCACCCUGGCCUCGUAGCGUUGUUUGGUACAAUAAGGAAGGAAAGAUUGAUUCUAGUACAAAAUACCACAUAAUUGAGGAUGGCGUUGGAGGUUAUAUGAUAGAAGUUUCGGCUUCUGAGUGGGCUGACGAAGGAGAGUGGAAAUGCGUAGCAACCAGCGCUGGUGGCAGGGUUGGUAUUUCAACCUGCAGUGUCACAAUGGAUGUGCCUAAGAAUUAUAGAAAGCCACGCUUCAUGGAGAACCUACAGGCUAUCCUUACUGAAGAGGGUCUAGUCUCUUUCGAAUGUAAAGUUGUCGGCUUCCCUACUCCAAUACUCAGCUGGUUUAAAGAUGGUCAAGAGCUGAAACCUGGAGAUGUUUAUCAACUCACGGGAACAAAUUCGCUCGGCUCAUAUUGCUGUAUCGCACGAAACUGCAUGGGCCAAGCUAGCAGUUCAGCAGAGCUCACCGUUGAAGAUAUCCAGAACCAACUGAACGAAGAGGAAAAGCUACAGUUGUUCUCCAAAAACCAAGCACCUAAGUUUUUGCAAGGACUUAAGAGUGUCGAAGUAAAAAUUGAUGAGCCAUUCCGCUUUACAAUCAAAGUUGUCAUUCCGCCUGAACCUACAGUAUUAUGGUAUCGAGAUGAUCAACCUAUGGAUGAGUCUCCUCGAUGUCACCUCGGAAAGGAAGACCGAGGUGUAUUUUUUUUAGAUAUAAAAAAUUUAGAACUUAUGGACCAAACUGAGUGGAAAUGUGUAGCGAUGAAUGACUAUGGUCACAGUGUUACGUCGUGUUUCUUAAAAUUAAUUAUUCCGCGACAUUAUAAAAAACCAAGAUUUUUGGAAAACCUUCAAGCCAUUCUUUCAGAUGAAGGUGCUGUUAAUCUUGAAUGUAAAGUAAUUGGCGUACCACAACCUGUAUUGAAAUGGUAUAAAGAUGGAGAAGAAUUGAAACCAGGUGAUAUUCAUAGAAUAAUAUCAGGUCAAGAUGGAACGUGUUGCCUUGGAACUUAUACAUGUGAGGCGCAAAAUUGUAUGGGCAUUGCUGCCAGUUCAGCUUCUCUCCUAGGCUUUGAAGAUACAGUCAAAGCUAAAAAAAAGAGAGCUGAUGACCAAAUAUUACAGCGCAAUUUGUCAUUAAGCACUAUCCAUGAAGAGAGAACUUCACAAAUGUAUGACACACCUGUGGCUGAUGUAACUUUAGAUGAAAAAGGAGAAAUAUCAUUUUCUUUUGAUGGAAAAGAAGUUUCAGUAUCACUUUAUGAAACACCUGAUUUAACAGAAGAAGAAGCACUGCAAAUAGUAGAAAUGUACGCUGAUCAGUUAUCGGAAAAUGUCACAGAACAUAAUGUUAUAGAACUGCCUCCUUUAAGAUUUGUUAAAGAAACAUCUACAUCUGGUAAUCUUCUGAUGGAAGCUAUUAUUAUAGAUGUUUCACCAGACUAUUUUGUACCGCCUGAAGAAGAUUUAAGAACUGAGGCCGAUAUUGAAGAUAUUUCAAUAGCAGAAGAAAAUGGACAACAGCAAUUAUCUUUUGAUCAAGAAGUUGCAGAAGAAUAUAUUGAUAAAACAAUGGCUUUACUGUCUGAUGAAAAAUCUGACAUAGUCUUAAAACCAGUUCGGCGAAAAUCUGAUUCACACAAAAGUGGCGAAGAUUACUUUAGCUUAUCAAGAGAUCAGUCGAUCUCUGAAGAAAAAAAAGACGAUGACACGCAAAUCUUAUCUGAAAGUAUUUCUUUUGCCAGCGCACAUAGCACCGGGAAACAAAAGUCAAAACCGUCUCAAGAAGAUGACGUAGGCACCCAGGAAUCGUCAGAUAUUACCAAAACGGUAUUCUUAAGAGAAGAGCUUCGGACUAGUUUAGAUAUAGAAAAUAAAAGUAGUAAACUAGUAGGUAGCGCUAAACGCGAUUCCUUAAAAUCAAUAUCUAGUUUUAAACAAGAGGAAGUUGACUUCACUAACUUAAAUGAGAAUAUGAUUUGUAUUAGCUUAUCUUUAUCUAAAAUUCUGAAUAAUGUUGAAAUGUUGGAAAGAGAUAUUAUUUUACAGUCUCAGUUGAUGCCUACUGCUGCAAUAGCUUCAAAAAGCCUAGAAAUUAUUAACAGUAUUAUUAGUCCUUUAACUGAAAUACAUAGCAUUACUGACGUUUUUAAAGAAUCAAUGAAUGAAACAUCCGAUGCUAAACCUAUAUUACUUACUAAGCUUCCACAGUGCUUGAAAGAUCUUCAAAACUCUUUGGCAAUGGUUGAAAAAUGUGUUGAUGUGGGAAGUGAUAAAACUCUUAUUAAUAACACUUGCAUUUCUAUACUAAAUAAUUGUGAAGAAGAUAUGACUAAAUUCGUAGAAAAAAUUAGAGAAAUUCCAGAAAAGUAUCCAUACCUGAUUGAUGAAACGGCUUCAACAGAGAUAAAACUGUUAUCCAACGAUAUUCUUAAUAUAAUUAACAUUGCCAAAUCUACGGUCAAUAAUAAAUCUAAACUUAAUCAAGAAACUCAUAAACAAGAAAUAUCAAUUGAUAAGCAACAUUUGAAUAAUACCCAAAAAGCAAUAUAUCACUUAAAGGUUCCGCUUAAUUCUCUCUGGGACAUUAUUGAAAAUGCUUUGAAAAAAAGUCUGUUAAGCUACAAUGAAACUAAUAAUGCUGAGGCAAUUCUAUUUAAUAUGUCAUCAUCUAUACAAGACUUACAGACAGCGUUAGAGCAGAUCGAGUUUCUAUCAGUUGAGGAAUCAAAUUCGUCUUUGCCAAAAUAUAAUACUACAACAAUAGAAACCGUUAUAAGUUCGGUUUUGAAAUUGAGAAACUCCUUUGAGAGCCUUUCUUUUGAAAAAGAAAAAAAAUAUGACAAAGAACAACUGGGAAGUGUGUUACAAGUUAUAAAAGUUGACUUGGAGGAUAUUUCUUUUCGUAUUAACGAUAUAGAAAAGACUAUUGGUUCAUUUGAUGUUUUAUAUGGAGACAAUAAAUUAGAAAUCCUACAAAGAAUGGCACACGUAUUAAUAGCUUUAGAAAAUUCUUUGCCAGUCUUAAACUCAUUGCCAAAUGUUCAAACAACUUUAUCAGCAUUUCAUAAAAAUCUAACUAAAGCAUUAGAAAAUGCUAUAGAAAGUAAUGAAAGCGCUAAAUACUCUGCACUUUUGCAUAUAUGUGACGUAGUAAGUAGAAUAAACGUCUCAAUCAAAGGUUUUGAAUCAAGCAAGUUUAUAUCUUUAACAAGCAUACUAAACAACUUUAACAUUAUUGAGGAAAAUCUUAAAAGCCUUAGUAUUGAUCAAGGUAUACGUGAAGAUAUAUUAAAAAACGUUUACCAAUGCUAUGUUGAUAUUCAAAAUGUUAUAACAACUUAUGCGGAGGAUAUGAGUAUUAAAAUGGAUUCAGAACCAGUUGAAGAUAUAUCAACGGAUCAAUUUUACACUGAAUCAAAAGCCAACUUAGUAGUUCAACAUAUCGAUCAAGUAAUAGCUGCAAUUAACAAUGUUUCUGCAGAAGAGGUGACUCCAAGCCUCUGUUGUAUUUUACCAAUUUUGCAAAAUACUUGUCCGGUUUUAGAAGAACUUAAAUGUAGUAUAGCAUCUCUAGAAGAAAACAUACAAGAAAAUUCUCAUGUAUCUGAAAUUAUAUCACAAAGUUUAUUAGCACAAUCUAUUGAAACCCCGUUGCAAUCAAUUCAAGAAAAUAUUACAGUUCUAAAUCAAGUACUUCUCGAUACAGUAGGAGAGACAAAUUCUAAAGACGAUGCAAUAGGUGUAUUUGCAAAACCUCUUUAUGAAUUGUAUACGACUUUACAAACAUUACAAGAAAAUGUUCUUUCAGAAUAUGAAAGUUUCUCACUUAGUGAAAAUAGUGCCAAAAUUGCAACCUCGACGGAAGUUCUUCGAAAUUGCAUUUUGAUAGUAGAAGAAAAAUGUUUUAUUGAAGGAUUGGAUGAAAUGUCCACUUUACAAGACAUAUCGUGUUUAAAAACAACAGCAGAUCCUAUUUCUGGAAGCAAUUUAAUAUUACCUGUCAUUCAAGAAACACAUUUGGAAGCUCCUAUUUUUUAUACUUUAAAAAGUCGACCAGAAAUUGCACAUGAAUUUCAAUUACUACAUGAUGACAUACUAGAGAUACAAAAAUUAGAUAUUCUUGAGGCGUUAAAUGCUUUGUCUGAAGUUAAAGAAUACGCUAAUUUAAAAUCAGUUACGGAAACAAUAGAAGAAAUACAGCAUAAAAUUGUCAGCAUCCUAUCCCCAUUAGUUAUGGAAUCAUUGAGUUCUGUCUCUAAUUUAGAUUUAGCUAGCAAUAAUUUAACAAACAUUUCCGAAUCUUUAUUUAAAUUAAAAAACCAUUUAACUGUUAUUGAUCUUGAUAACAUUCCAAUUUACGAAGACGUUUUAAUGAUACCAUCUAAUAAAAUACAUUAUAUAGUUAAAAAUAUAUCCAAUUUAAAAGAGCAUUUAGACAAAUGUAUUUUGUCAGUACAACGCCAUACAAACUUAUUAGAUUCAGAGGAAAUUAAAGACUUAUAUUAUGUGUGUAAUGAUUUUCUAUCCUGCUCGAAAACAACUGUACAGAAAUGUCCUUCGCAAAAUGAAAAUAUGUAUAACUUAGUAAGCUCUGUAGAGAACUUUUUACAAGUUAUCAGAACCACUCCAGAUUUGAAUGCUGAAGAAGUCAAAAGCGUUUUCAACGACCUUUAUAAAAGUAUAAUGAACAUGGAAGAUACGUUAUUUGAGUAUGUAAGUCCUACGGAAAUUACUGUUACAAAAGAAAAUCCGCUGGAGACAAAAAUUCAUAAACUGGCAAAUAAUAUAGCGGCUUUGGAGCACUACAAUGCUGAUCUAUCUGGUGCAUCAAACACGGACUUUCCUCAGUCUGCGUCUCUGACAUCUAUAGAAACUGAGUACCUUAAUAAUAUGGAAAGUGUGCUUGUACAUAAUGCCAUAAUUAUGCAGAAUUUAACAAAUGAAAGCCAAAUAACAGAGUUACAGAAUAAAGAUAUAAUUUUUAUUCGAAAUUUCAUGGAAAAGUUGAAAAACAGUUUUUCUAUAAUACGUGUGCUAUUAACGCAACGACCAAGUCAUAAAAGAGUUAUACGACUUUUUCAAGAAUAUUUUACACUCCAAAUAAAUAUUUAUAAAUUUAAAAACGAAAAGUCUACACACCCACAUCCAGAGGAUUUCACGUAUUUAGAAGACUUUUUUAAUCAAGCUGAAGGUAGCUUAGACAGUAUUAAACUAUCCUUAAUAAAACUUUGUAGUUCCAUUUCAAAAACAUUAUUCAGAGAACCAUUAACCAAAAUUAUUGAUUCUAUUGCUAACUUUCCAAAUUACUUGCAAUUGGACAGUAUAAUAGAUUUACAUGAUUUGAUUCAGAACUUUCUUAUAAUUGUUAAUAUAGCAUCACCACAUUUAGAAAGUUUGGAACAAAAUGUUGUUCAAGAACUGGAAACAUGCAUAUUUAUAAAUUCUGAUGCAGAAAAUAAAUUGAUAACAGACAGUUUAGACAAUUUUUUGUCGCUUCUUGAACGUGAAAUGGGUGAUAAUCCAGAUAAUGAAAAGGAAAAACUUUUAAAAGAAAUGAUAAAAUGUUUUAGAAACCAUCAAGAUUAUAAAAAAGCAGUAGGUACAGGAAAAAGAAUGAUUAUCCUCAAGUUCUUAGCUGAUUGUUCGGACAUACUACGAAACCAUUUCCGAACAUUUGAUACAGAAAUAAAACUACUUGAGUCAACAAACCAUUUUCCAUUACAAAAUUCACUUACCAAAUUUAUUCAACAACUCAAGUCAUUACAUUUGCAAAUAAAUAAAAUGCAAGAAAAUGUAUGUAUGUAUCCAAAAGACGUAGUGCCUGAUUUAAUGAUAAAAAAUAUUGCAUCUUUAAAACAAUUUUGUGAAAAACAUCUGAAUGUUUUCAGUCAAUCUUCUUUAUGUGAAGAUGACUUUUGUCUCAUUAAUGAUAUUAUUCAUGAAAUUCACUUAAUUCAAGAUAAUAUAAAUAGUUUACAAAACGACCUUAAAAUUUUAGAAGAUUUAAAAAACAUGGAAGACUUCUUUAAAAAAAUGUUGUCUUCUGAUGAAGUAACCAAAGAUCACAAAUUAUCGAAGGCUGAAACAAAAAGUAUUUUACAACAUGUUGAACAGUAUAUAGAAGUAACUGAAAUUAUAGAAGAAAUAUCAGCGAUAAUCAAUCUAGGUAACGUCAAGAAAACGAAAGAAAUUGCACAAGAAUUACGUGAAAGCCUUGCAGCUGAUAAUGCACAGUCUAUGGAUGCAGCUGAAGAACUGAAAUACUGCACUGUUUCGGAAAAUCAAGAAAACUUGGCUCAACGUCUACAAAUAUCAUUGUCAAAUAUUCGAGAAAGUGAACUAUUAUCUUGCGACACACAUAUAAGAAAACACAUACUCGAUGUCAUUACUAAGUUACAAGACGACUUAAAUACUAUCGCUACCACAGAAACAUUAGCUGGAUGUGCAAGCAUAAAUAAAAUAUCGCAAGAUCCAGGGAUUGAAAUAUGUGAGAAAUCCUGUCAUAAUAUAGGUUUACUCUCAAUUAGUAUUGAUCAAGAAUGCACUGCUCAAGACCCGUCUAUUAAAAAGCACAAUGAGAAAACAAACACUAUUCCAGUCAUACAUCAAAUUGAAGAUACUAUAUCGAGUAUCAGUGGUAUUAUUUCAGAAGAAAUUUCAAUUGACGCUAAAAACAUUUACCCAGCCUUGGAAAAUAUUUGUCCUAUAUUAGAAGAACUUAAGCUAAAUGUUGCAACGUUGCAGGAAAACAUAGAAAGAACCGAAUCACCUAUAUCUGAUAUUUCAGAUAGUCCAGUUCAAAAAGCCUUUAGUAAACCGUUGCGUGAUUUAGAAGAAAACAUUAUUGUUUUGAAUCACUUAAUACUCGAGUCCUUAAAAGGCACUACAGAAAACGAAAAUCUACGUAUGUUAGGAGUUCUUGCAAAACCACUUCAUGAAUUACAUAUUACAUAUCAAAUUUUGCAAGAAAAUGUCAUAUCACAGUACGAGAGUUUGUCAUGUUUACAACCAAACAUUAACUUUGCAGCAACAGAGCAAAUCCUACAUAGCUGUGUUUUGUUAGUACAAGAACCAUAUGAAGUAGAAAUUGCUGACGAAAUGUCUACUUUAGAAGAUAUAUCUUGUAUAAAAACUAACGCUGAUUCAAUAUCUUCGGAUGUACUAGCUGUUGCUCAAGAUAUGCAAGUUACAUCAGAAGAAUAUUACACAAGCCAUAAGCAAAAUGAAUCUGAAUUUAAUAAAUUACCCACUCAACAAGAACAGACACAAACUAUAAUUAAAGAAAAUAUUUCUGUUUCUAUUGAACAACCACUUAAACUGGAACACGCAAUUUCGCAAGAAACAAUAGUUUCUAUUGACGAAGAUAAUAAUGCUUUAAAAAAAAAUCAAGUAUCAAGAGAAGAAUUAAUAAGAAAUGACGACGAUCAACUCAAAUUUGAACGGGCUAUUGAACCAGACACAAUUGAUAAAGAUAUUAACACGACGGAGACAAAUUUGACAGAAAUAAUUAAAGAAUAUGUUGAACCUAAUAACAGUGAUCAAAUAAUCCAAGCUCCAACGCAAGAGUGCCAUGAUGAUCAACUCAAAACUGAACGGGCUAUUGAUGAAGAUAUUAAAAAGACGGAGACAAAAUUGACAGAAAUAAUUAAAGAAUGUGUUAAACCUAAAAACGAUAGUGAUCAGAAAAUCGAAGUUACAAUGCAAGAGUACAUUGAGACAACUGAAGAAAAUAUAUCUGUACCGAUUGAUCAACCUUUUGUGCUUGCACAAGACACACAAGCUACACUGGAAGAAUCGAUCGACACUGGUAAAACCAAUAUUUCUUCAUCAUAUGAUGAUCAACUCAAAUCUGAAAGGGCUAUUGAACCAGACACAAUUGAUGAAGAUAUUAAAAAAACGGAGACAAAUCUGACAGAAAUAAUUAAAGAAUGUGUUAAACCUAAAAAAGAAGCGGCUAAGGUGAUUGAAAUUCCAAUAAACGAGAAUAUUGAACUAGGUAAUGCUUAUGAAAUACAAGCAACAUUAGAGCAAACUGUAGAAACUACUGAGGAAAAUAUUUCUAGCCCCAUUACACCUGAAGUGGAUCAGGAAAGACGCAUUACAGUCGAAGAAAAUUUAAAACAAAACGAUAAACUUAUUUCGGAACUCACUGAUGAACCUUAUGUAGCUGAAAACCCCAUUACUCAAAAAUCACAUGCGCCUGAUGACUGUAAAGAUCGAAUUACAAAUGUGGAGUACAUGAACCAAAAAUGUACAGAUAUGAAUUAUAAUUUAAAAUAUAAUAGUAUUAUACAAACAAUGGAGGCUUUGUUAAAUGAGUUACAUGAAAUUCUAAUGUCUAGUGAUGCUACUAAUGUUGAAAAGACAGAUUAUUUACAAAAUAUGUUGGAUGAGUUUCAAGUCCAAAUAAUAAAACUGAAAAGCAUGAAUAUAAAAGAUGCAAGCGACAUUCUCAAUGAAACAAUAGACGAUUUAGAAUGCAGCGUGAGAAGUGUUCAACUUCUGAUUAACGAAAGUAGUCCUACCGAUCAUGUUAUAGAAGCAAGUGCUACAAUAGAAUUAUUAGUUAAUAGUAUAAAGGAAGAUUUAAGCAAAAUGCAUUUUCAGGAUACUAUGCUGGGAAAACCUGAUAUAUUGGAAGAGUGCGUAGGUGAUACCGAAACAACCUUAUUAUUGUUAGAUGCAGUUUCAGAGACAAUCACAAACCAUGAUAAUAUUUUAAAAAUAAUUAAUGAUCUUAACACUGUAAAAGAUUCAAUGAAAACUAUAAAACUAAGCUUUUCUAUAGAUGAAGAAACUGUUAUAGAAAAGGGGAUUGAAAUUCUGGAAAGCUUAGAUAUUAUUGAACACCAGUUAUUUACUAUUGAAGACGUUAUAGAGAAGAUGCCAACAGUGGACUUACUUACUCGUGACACCAUUAUAACUGCAGUACAUUCUGUUUACACUAAUAUUUCUAAUAUCAGAGGGACUAUUUCAAACAUUAAAAAGUCUUAUAUUUAUCAAAAUUACGGUAAACCGUCUGAAAACUUACUUAAAGCAAUUAAAAACAUAAAUUACAUUAAAAAUAUCGAUAACAAUCAUAAUUGGAUAUCAGUAACCAAACAUUUUCGAAAUAUAUUAAAUCACUUUGAAGAAAUCAAAUUUUAUAUUAAUCUUGAUAAAACUGCCAGGCAACCAAGUGAUGCAUCACUCACAAAAGUAGUACUAAACGAAUUGAAAUUGCUUUUAUCCAAUGAUGUGCUAAAUAAUACAAAAGAGUUUCAGUCACUUUUAGGAAAUAGUGUUGAUACGGUUAUAGAAUUUAUUGUAGAAUGUAUACAUAAAAUAGAUAGGGCCCCUGUUUUAGAAGUACGAGAAAAGAUUCCAAUUUUCAAAGAGUUGACAGGAAGGUUAAUAGACUUGUCAAAUGAAAUACUGGAUAUAUAUAAACAUGUAAAUACUAUAAACGUUGACACAAAUGUAAAAGAACCUCAAACUAAUGAGAUUUCUUCUUCAGAAUCACAAUAUGAAUUAGAUAAAACAAUUAUUUUAGAAUCUCCUAACCUUGAUUGUAUGGAGGUAACCGUUGUACAGCCAAUAAGCGCACUAAACAAUCUUGUAUCUCAUAUAAUAACUGAAUCUUCUUUCUCUAAAGACGAUACUCCUCCUGAUAUAGAAAUGCAAACUGUUAAAUAUAAUAAUAUAGAAAAGCAAUUAAUUAAAGAUGGUGUUCAACCAAUAAUUGAACAGUUGAUAGAAGAAGCCAUUAAUAAAGUAACAUUAUUAAGCAUACAAAAUGGCAAUAUCCAAGAAUUUGGAAAUAAAGACGAUCUUCAAAUGUUACAAGAGCCACAUGACCAUACUUCCAAAAUACUACUAGACGCAAAGACAAUUGAACUAAAAAGUAAAACAACUACAUUUGAAUCAAUGAUAGCCAUCGAUAACAAACAAAAUGUGGCUAAGGAUUCUCAAAUUGAUCAGCAAAUUAAAAAUAUAUUAAGCUGUGAAGAAGAAAAUAUAAUGUUGCACGUAAAUAUUGGAUCUCAGACAGAAAUUGACAGGUUAGACCAAGACCUUAGUGAACAAAAAGUAAAGAAAUCAGAUGAUAACCUAGGAGACGAUGAACAGACAUCAUCAUUAAAAGAUCUAUCAAAAAAAGAUUUUUGCAUUAAUAAUAAGCUUGGAAAUGAUAUUUCUGAAGAAGAUAUUAAAAGAGACUCUAGAAGUCAAAAUAUUAAAUUAAAAUGCCUAGAUGAAAAUAAACUAAAUAAAAAUAAACAGGAAAUAACAUCUUCGAAUAUGUUUAAUGUAUCUUUAGAAAGAAACGAAGAUUUAAAGAAAGAUGUAGAUAAUCAAACUAACAAACAACAUGAAGCUUCAAAAGAAACCAUUGAUGAAAAUUGUAAAAAUAUACAAGAAAAGUCAUUAAUUUUAAAAAGAAGUGAAAACAAAGAAAUGAAUACUUUAGAUACUCAAAUACAGGACAGUUUAAUAGGAACUAGUACAACCAAAAAACAGGAUAGUGAAAUAAAAAGCAUUACAGAUGAAGAUUCAAGUCUACCAGAUGUACUUGAUGAAAAACUCGAAGUCGUUGAAAAAAUGAAGUCAGAAAUGGAAUCUAAGGAUCAUCAAAACGACACUGACAUAACUAGAUCUUCAGCUGAAAUAUCUAGACAGGAAUUAGGAAUAUCUGAUAUUGGAAUUGAAAAAGUUCUCAAUUUGGAUGUAACUACUGAAGAAAACAAUAAAAUCUUAGAUAACCAAUCUUUACAAGAUAAGGAUAUAUUACAACCUCAACUAAACAAAGAUGAUGAUCAAAAUGAAAUUGAAGAUAACUCCAAUACUUUAAAUAAAGUAUCGAAGUCACUACUUAAUCAAACUCACCUUAACUUUGAUGAGAAUUCAGUUAUUGAAGAAGGAAGACGGAAAUUUCCAACAAAAGAAACUCUUAAUGAAGGUAAUACAAAAGAACAACAAAAAGAUAUAAAAACGCGGCCAUUUAAGUUAAAUCUUCAACAGCAGCAACUUAUGACAGUGGAAAAUUUUAAUCUAAAUUACGAUAAAGCUGAAAUUACGAGUAAUGUUGAAUUACAAGCUACUGUAAGUGAGCAAAACAUAACAGACUUACAAAAAAUUUUCAAAAAUGUAACAUUGUCAAAUAAUUUGGUCGAUAAAAAUGAUUUACUUGUUAUUCAAGAUCAGAAUACAUCGAAUGAACAUGUGCAAUCAAUAGAUAUAGAAGUUGACAACUCAACUUUUAUUUCUGGAGAUAAGCAAGAAAGUAUUUUGGAAAUUAAUAUUAUAUCACAAAAUGAUACAAACAACCUGCUAAGUCCUGAAGAAAUUAAAAUCUGUCCAAGUAUUCAAGAAUCCUACGUGAAAGAAAUUAUUUUUGAAACAUCUGAAUUGAAAGAAAAAAUAUCAAGUUUAGUACCAGAACAAAAUCAACAGAACAAAGGCUCUAGAAAACAUGAUGAAGAUACUGCACAGCACGCUACCUACAAUGAACCAACAGAUGCCAACACUACAGCAACUAAAAAUACAAGCUUAUCUGCUAAAUCUGGUACGACUAUAGAUAAGAAUAGCCAAGAAAGCUUGGCGGCAUCAUCCGAUACAAAAGAAUGGAACUUAGAUAGAGAAAUAGAAAAUAAUGUCAAUGAAGAAGAAUCUAUUUGCCAAUUUUCACAAUCACGAGAAACAAUUGAACCAUCUUCACUAAGAGCAAAUACUCAAAGUGAUACACGAGACGAAAUUUGUACGGUUAAAAAGAAAAAAAGAACGCAAUCUAAAUUAAAAACUAAUGGAUUGUCAAAAAAACUUACUACUAAAGAAGAUGAUAUUGAAAAAGACAAAAGUAACGACAUACAAGUGUAUGAACGAACUAAAAUAAUUAUUGAUGAUGAUGCUCGCCUAAAAAAACAAGAUGAUUCAGAUACCCUAUAUGGGGUGACGGUAUCAAGAACUCUAUCAACUUUGAACGCGGAAAUACUAGACAACAAAAAUGUAAAAACUGAAAUGAAUCAACCACAAAGUAUUGAUAUAAAUACUGAGAAUCAAACGACUAUGUCAAAAGAUGUAAAAACGACACCAUAUACAGUAAAGGAAAAACCUCAAUUUAUUGAUCCAAACUUUGUAGAUGCAAGUAUGGGAUUCUUGCGGCCACCUACAUACAUUUCAAAACCGUUUGAGGCAGAAAAUUUCUUAACACCAGAAUUAAAUACUUACACGUCUUCAUCAAACGUAUUUUACAAGGCACAAAGCCUUAUCCGGGAUCACCAAAGUAAAUCAAUGUAUACAGGAGACCGUGAAAAACAAUUGGAAACACAACUAAGCACUAAGGCUACUAAUGAAUCUAGAAGUAUUUAUUCUGAAAAGAGAGCGAGUUCUACACGCGAUCUCAAAAGAAAACCAGUCUUUACUACUCAUUUAACAAACAGGACUGCAGUAGAAGGUUCUAGAGUAAAACUCACUUGCAGUGUUUUAUCUUCAACAGAACCUGUGCUUAAAUGGUAUAAAAACGGUGUAUUGUUGGAAGACAAACAUAAAUACAAAAUCAAAUUUAUUGACGGCUUAAUAACAAUGGAAUUAUUAAACGCAUUACCAAGCGACUCUGGCGAUUACAGUUGUACUGUAGACAAUGAACACGGUUCUAUAACAACUUCGGCAAAAUUAAAAGUUUAUCCCAGCUUUGAAGCUUCACCAAUACCGCCAACCUUUACGAGGUCAAUACGAGAUGUUUAUCACAGAGCUGAAAAUGAACUUAUCUUGGAAUGCCGAAUACGAGGACAGCCCAUACCCAUAAUUUCUUGGUUUAAGGACAAUAAGCCUAUCGCUACUGACGACCGCUAUGAAGCCUCUUAUUUAGCUGAUGGUCUCUGCAGGCUCACUAUAAAUUCUCCAAGCAAAGAGGAUAGUGGAACCUAUACUUGCAAAGCCGAAAGUGCGGUUUGGUCAGAUCAAAUUACACAUGUGGUCAAUUUUGCAGAUGCUACUCGACUUGAUUCACAUAUCUCGAGCGUAGAAAGAUUACGCCUUAGGCACGACACUCGGCGACCACAUUUCACUAAUGUUUUAAGUGACUACAAAGUAAUAAAGGGUGGUACUAUAGGGUUACAAGUGGAAAUCGGUGGGGCACCGACAAAAGUAGAGUGGUUACGGGAAGGGUCUCCUGUGACAGAAUUAGACAAGAAUGCGCAGACAUUCGUAGAUCAUGGUAUAUAUACCCUGGCUUUGAAUGAUGUGUCGGAAAGGCAUUCCGGAUUAUACACAUGCAGAGCGUGGAGUAUGCACGGAAAUGUGGACAUGAAUGCUGAGAUAAGUGUGGUUCAACCGAACGAGGUUGAUGGUAGACCAGCAGUAAUUGUAAGUCGACCCACGAAGGAUGUUCUCAUAUCUGUAGGGGAAGACAUAAACAUAUCGUUUAGAGUUCAAGGGGAACCAAGACCAAAAGUUUUUUUCCUGAAAGGAAUCCGAGAUAUAACUAACAGCCAGCGUGUUUGCAAGAUGACAUCGGAUGAUUACGUGAAAUUCACAAUGAAAAGAUCUGUAAUAUCAGACGCAGGUACCUACUGUAUCCUGGCAAGAAAUGUCUACGGCUGUGAUAGAGCUUUUGUAACUGUUGCGGUACGACAACGUGCGUCAUCAGAUAAUCUCAUAUCUGACUGGACGUAUUCCGCGGAAGACCCGAUCAUUGCCACAGAAAGAAAAUAUAAAUCCGUGCCCGGACGUAUACCGGGCAAGCCAAGUGCAGUGGAUGGUGGAAACAACUGGGUCGCCCUGAGCUGGCCAAAGUCAGACCCUCAAGAAGCAGCUCCAGUCCUUGCGUACCGAGUAGACUCCUGGCUACUUGGAAAAGAGGGUGGUGCACGCUGGAUAGAAAUGGGAAUAACACCUCGAAAUACCUUUGAUGCAUUUAACUUAAAGCAGGGAGAAGAGUACCACUUCAGGGUAACACCAAGAAAUAGAUAUGGGUGGGGAGAACCAGUACAAACAUCGACUCCUAUCGCAGUUGGUAUCGCCGGCGACAGGCCGGAGUUCAUUGACAUUCUACCCGGUCUAUUAAAAGUCCUCGUUGGUGAAACAGCGAAUUUAAGUUGCAGCUUCAAAGGCAAACCGACCCCAGUGAUUGCAUGGAUGAAGAAUGGUAGAGAAAUAGAUGAGUCAGGCAAAGUCAGAAGUAGACAGAACGGAAACGUGUGUUCUUUAACGAUAAAAAAUGUGGAAAUAGAAGACGAGGGUCGGUACAGCUGUGAAGCGACGAACGUUCAUGGACGGGCAUCAACUUACGCAAGAAUGACUGUGAUCACUGAUAGACAAAUAUGGGAGGCUGAUGCGAAACUAAAGAGAGAAAGGUCUGCAGAUGCAACAGGUGAAUAUCCGCCUCAAUUCACAAUGCGGCUAAGAGAUCGCCGUGUUCAAGCCACGUAUCCUGUAAGACUGACAUUCCAAGUUAUAGGGAGUCCAACGCCGAACGUGACUUGGUUUAAGGAUGGUCAAGAAAUCACUUUUGACAGUCGAAAAACAUCAUACAAAGACGAACACUUUCACACACUGGAGAUAGCUCCGACCACGCUUGAUGAUGGUGGAUUAUACGAAGCUUUGGCAAGAAACAAUAGUGGUGCAGUCAGCUGUAGAUGUAGCCUCGUAGUAGAUAAAGGCAUCAGGGCCUACGUUGCACCAGAAUUCUGCUGUGGCCUUGAACCCUUGUAUCGAAUAAAUGAAGGUGACGAGUUACGCAUAUCCGCAAUAGUUGAAGCAUAUCCUUCAGUAGGAGUAACUUGGUACAGAGAUGGAGUUCGUCUAAGACCAAGUAGAAGAGCCAUUAUGACUCUUGACAGGGACGGUCAAAUCGAAUUGGCUCUGGCCUCUGUGACGCCGAGGGACGCUGGUGUCUACACGUGCACGGCUUCAAAUGAGGUUGGACAGGCUUCCACCUCAGGGAAGGUAGAAAUUGUAACGGAUCAAAGAGAAGAAAGGAGAAAUGUACCGACCGUCAUUUGUCCGGAUAUUCCGUAUUCAAAGGAGCCAAUGUUUAUUAUGAAACCAAGGUCCACUGAGGCCCAAGAAGGCGAUACAGUUAUUAUUGAAUGUGAAGUGAUUGGAGAUCCCACACCUGAAGUAUAUUGGCUCAGGGACUUCUUGAAGCCCGACUAUUACCGAGACGCGAAACACUUCAAGCAAAUGGCAGCAGGUCCUCUGUACCGCUUCGAAAUUCCACACGCCAAAUUGGACUUCACCGGUGCUUACUCAGUUGUAGCGCGAAAUGUCCAUGGAGAGGCAAAGGCAAUCAUAUCCUUACAGAUAUUUGCUAAAGAUCUGAGUUCGAGUGAUGAAACACACAACAUUAGAUAUGGACGCGUAGAAGUUAUCCCGCGUUUUGAGAAGGAACUGACUGAUCUUCUCUGUUAUGACAGCGAUGCAAUCGAGUUUGAGUGCCUUAUUAGCGGACACCCGGAGCCGGAUAUCCGGUGGUUUCAUUACAACCAGCUUCUUCCUGAUUGUCCUGAUUUCGAAUCGACAUAUGACCUGGGCACAGCGCGUUUGAAGAUAAAGCAAGUUGCCGCUGAGGAUGAAGGCACCUACACCUGCGAAGCCUCCAACAACCUCGGAAAGGCUACAUCCACUGCUUGCUUGGUAGUCUAUCCACCCGGGGAACCGAAUACUAUAAGCCAGCGACUUCAACGUCCACCCGCGCUGGCUUCAGCUGCGUCAACGCCACGAUCUACCCCGCGCGUCACCCCAGCGCGUUCUGUCUCACGAACUCCAGCACUUUCAGGCCCCGAAAGUCAUCGCCUUCGCAGUCCAACCCGCGAGGUUGGUCCCAAGUUCUACACUUAUCCAUUCAACAAGGUGGUGGAAGAGGGGGAUAGCGUGGUUUUACAAUGUGCGGUUGGAGGAUUCCCCACGCCUUGGGCUACCUGGGACAAGGAUAGCAUUAUUAUCACUCCCACGUCUCGAAUCAGCGUAAAAGAGAAAGACGAAAUGUUACGGAUUCUGCAAAUCGAUGAAGUAAACAUCGACGAUGUCGGUCUCUACCGGAUCACGUUGGAGAAUGACUUUGGACGGGCAGAGGCAUCGGCAAGACUGGAAGUAAUCUCGCAUAAGGGAAAAUUUCAUUCAAGAUCUAGCAGUGUUUCUCCAGCCCGACUGUACAGACGGAGGACGCCGUCUUUUACAAGACAAGACUGA